AUGAUCCGGAGCGAACCAAGCACAGCGUUUUCAGAGGAUUUUCAACCGUCCAAGAAUCCAUCGUCUGCUCACGAGUACGGAGUACCAAGUAAGUCUGACAUCGAAGGCAGCGUCCACGACAUCGUCAGCGUUCACGUCUCAUACAUUGUCGGCCGCCCAUUGGCUGCUAUGCUUGCGAAUGACGGCGCUGACGUGUACAGCGCCGACAUUGACUCGCUGUACCUAUUCCGUCGCGGUAAGCUCAUCCCGAGCGAAGAGACGCAGGAGACGGCGUGUAAGAAGUCUCGUGUCAUCAUUACUGGCGUCCCCGUUAAGAGCUACAAGCUGCCGCUUGAGUGGGUCAGCGAAAACACGGUCAUCAUCUACGUCGCGUCCUUCAAGAACGUGGACGAUGCCGAGCUGCUUAAGAUAAAGGGCGUGCAGUACGUGCCACUGGUGGGUAAGGUCACGGUGGCCAUGCUCGAACGCAACCUGCUGCGUCUGUACGAGAACUUCCACUGGAAGCCUAAGAAGGUCUGGCAGUAAGAGUGUGGAUGAGGAUAGAGAGAACACCUCGCUCACCGCUAAAAUGCAUAAAUCUUCCUCGUUACAGGGAAAUUCA
Phytophthora infestans T30-4 is the source of this 601-nucleotide messenger RNA. RefSeq names its product tetrahydrofolate dehydrogenase. The transcript is spliced from 4 exons. The coding region runs from base 1 to 525 and encodes 174 amino acids. The record is from RefSeq and is a predicted model, not a curated record. Lineage: Eukaryota; Oomycota; Peronosporomycetes; Peronosporales; Peronosporaceae.